Molecule: messenger RNA, 1903 nt
Organism: Physella acuta
Lineage: Eukaryota; Metazoa; Mollusca; Gastropoda; Physidae
Product: angiopoietin-related protein 7
Source: RefSeq, a predicted model, not a curated record
AGAAGAAAGCUAACAAGUUUAUUUUAAUUUAAUCACCAAGUUUCAGUGAUACUAUAUGUCAACAAUGGUCGUCGUUUUGCAGAGUGUAAUCUUCAUAGCCUUUUUCAUAACUAUCAGUGGAUUAAAAAUUGACAUUAACAGAGAAUAUUUUUACCACGGCAAGAAUUUAUUUUGUGGACAACUCCAAUGUACAGAAAACAUAAGAGAAGACACUCAGAUAUCAGCUCUUGUCAACAUGUCAGUCUAUAGGAUCAGUGAACCAGAAGGGAAGAUUUUGGUGGCGUCUAUUGCUGAAUCAGAUUCAAAGCUUCAAGAUUACAAAAGGGCUGGAACAAGAGUAGAUGGGAAAAUAUCGAAAAAGUUUUCUGAAUUGGAAGUUUUUUUAUCAAAUAGUUCAGACUGCAAUGAUUGCAUUUUCCUAUGUGAAAUACAUUAUGUGAAUACAACAGGAUCUAUUAAUAGAAUUGGGAAACAGACGGAGAGUUUACCAAGAAAAUCCCGUGACACAUUUCUAAUAAUGAACCUGAAAGCUAAAACUUCUGACUAUGUUAAAUCUGUUGACAAAAUGGCCGAUUUUCUCAAAUCGUUUGAAGACUCAGACAGACUGAAAGGUGCAGACAUGACAAUGUCAUUACAGACGUCACAUUCUGGUAGUAAUAAAUUCAGCACAGAGACAAGUUUUGGUCAAACUGAUACAGAGCUAAUUAACAGUUAUAAACAGAUCAGUUCUUCUACAUUUGAGGACAUGGUGGAUGAUAAGAUAAACAAUUUAACUCGUGAUGUAAACAAAACAUUACAUAUAAUGGAAAACAAACUGAGUUUGAAGACAGAGUUAAACAAAAAUAUUUUAGGUCUUUUAAACGAAUCAAUGCAAACAAUGUUAGCCAACACACAGAACCAAACAGAGCAGCUCAGUGUCAGAUUAAAUGAGAUGGAAAUAAACAUAAAGAAAAGUAUCACACAAGAGAAUAUUAAUACAACAAUAAACUUGGUAGCCGGUCUCAACAAAACUCUACAAAGUUUUAUAGACGAGUACUACAAAAAUCCUAUGAACCUAAAAUUAACAAAACAGUGUGUCAGGAACGAUAACUCAAGUCUCCCAGAACAAGUGGCUUUUAAACUAGAUGAAAGGAAACUUGCCUUGUGUGAUACAAAAACUGAUGGCGGGGGAUGGAUUAUUAUACAGAGACGUGUGUCGGGUGACGUAAAUUUCACCAGAAACUGGAGCGACUACAAAAAUGGUUUUGGAUCUUUGGAUGGAGAUUAUUGGCUGGGAAAUGACUGGAUCUCAAGCCUCACACAAAAGGGCUACAGUGAACUGAGGUUUGACAUGAAAUAUAAAGGUAAAUCCUACUACGCCGUGUACAGUGAUGUGUCGGUGGGAAAUGAAGCAGAUUUGUAUAGGAUAAAGUUUACAUACAAGACAGGCAACACUACAGACAGCUUUAGUUAUCACAAUGGAAUGGCUUUUUCUACUUUAGAUAGAGACACUGUUAGAUCGUCUAGUAACUGUGCUGACAGUUAUAAAGGCGGCUGGUGGUAUAACGCAUGUCAUAAUGUGAACGUAAACGGUGUAUGGGCGAGUAAAGAUCAUGGUGAAGGCAUUAACUGGGGCGGUAUAACAGGCUACAAAGAUUCUCUGGAGCACGUGGAGAUGAAGCUACGACGGCCGUGAUCAUAAAAAAAAUCACGAAAACAGAACCUUGUGUUAACACUGACUGGUGCAUGAUAAAUUUACAAUAUGUCGCCAAAUUUAUUAACAAUGUUCACAUGUAUAUAGAUGUAAUUUUAUUUUUACUAUAAAAACUAUUGUUCAGCGUUUAAGUUGAAAUGAAACAAUCAACAAAACUGCUUUCCUCUAACAUAUAACGCUCUGUCUAUUGCUAACUGAAUUUCUCUGUUG